GUCAGUGUCCCACAAUCCUCCUCUCUCGGUCCGCGUUUCCUCACCUAAGAUGGCGCUGCCCGCGGUACAUUCUUGGCCCUGGGCAGCCGCGGCCGCCGCUUUCGAAAAGCACAAGCGUUCAGCAGUUCUAACCCGGCCUCUAGUCUCUGUCUGCGGCUCGGGCUCGCGGUGGAGAUCGCACCAGCAUGGAGCGUCCGGAAGCCCUCGAAGAUACCAGACUACACUGUCAUUAAGAAAUACUACAUGGCAGAGAUGGGGAAAAGACAAUUCAAGACAAUUACUGGACGCAACAAAGGCUCUCCAGGCAUGGCCAUUGAUAGAAAAGAGAACAUGUUGGCAUGGGCACGCAGGAGGAGGACUCCAUACUGACCCAAAAGAAGGGUUAAAAGAAAUUGAGACCAGAAAAAUCAUUAAAGCAAUGCUUUCUUAUGUGUGGCCCAAAGACAGGCCAGAUCUACGAGCAAGAGUUGCCAUCUCUCUGGGAUUUUUGGCUGGUGCAAAGGCCAUGAAUAUUGUGGUUCCUUUCAUGUUUAAAUAUGCUGUAGACAGCCUCAACCAGAUGUCGGGAAACAUGCUGAACCUGAGUGAUGCACCAAAUACAGUUGCAACCAUGGCAACAGCAGUUCUGAUUGGCUACGGUGUAUCAAGAGCUGGAGCUGCCUUUUUCAAUGAAGUUCGAAAUGCAGUAUUUGGCAAAGUAGCCCAAAAUUCAAUCCGAAGAAUAGCCAAAAAUGUAUUUCUCCAUCUUCACAGCUUGGAUCUGGGUUUCCAUCUGAGCAGACAGACAGGAGCUUUAUCUAAGGCUAUCGACAGGGGCACAAGGGGUAUUAGUUUUGUCCUCAGUGCUCUAGUAUUUAAUCUUCUUCCUAUUGUGUUUGAGAUGACGCUUGUCAGUAGUAUUUUGUAUUACAAAUGUGGUGCCCAGUUUGCCUUGGUAACCCUAGGAACACUUGGUGCAUAUACAGCAUUCACAGUUGCAGUUACACGGUGGAGAACUAAAUUUAGAAUAGAAAUGAACAAAGCAGAUAAUGAUGCAGGUAAUGCUGCUAUUGACUCACUGCUGAAUUAUGAAACUGUGAAGUAUUUUAAUAAUGAAAAAUAUGAAGCACAGAGAUAUGAUGGAUUUUUGAAGACCUACGAGACUGCUUCAUUGAAAAGUACCUCUACUCUGGCUAUGCUGAACUUUGGCCAAAGUGCUAUUUUCAGUGUUGGAUUAACAGCUAUAAUGGUGCUUGCCAGUCAGGGAAUUGUGGCAGGUGUCCUUACUGUUGGAGAUCUAGUAAUGGUGAAUGGACUACUUUUUCAACUUUCAUUACCCCUUAACUUCCUGGGAACUGUAUAUAGAGAGACAAGACAAGCACUCAUAGAUAUGAACACCUUGUUUACCCUGCUCAAAGUAGACACACGGAUAAAAGACAAAGUGAUGGCAUCUCCCCUUAAAAUAACACCACAGACAGCCACGGUAGCCUUUGAUAAUGUGCAUUUUGAAUACAUUGAAGGACAGAAAGUCCUUGAUGGAGUAUCUUUUGAAGUUCCUGCAGGAAAGAAAGUGGCCAUUGUAGGAGGUAGUGGAUCAGGGAAAAGCACAAUAGUGAGGCUGCUGUUUCGCUUCUAUGAGCCUCAAAAGGGAAGCAUUUACCUUGCUGGUCAAAAUAUACAAGAUGUGAGCCUGGAAAGUCUUCGGAGAGCAGUUGGAGUAGUACCUCAGGAUGCCGUCCUUUUCCAUAACACUGUCUACUACAACCUCUUAUAUGGGAACAUUAAAGCUUCACCAGAAGAAGUAUAUUCAGUAGCAAAAUUAGCUGGUCUUCACGAAGCAAUUCUUCGAAUGCCACAUGGAUAUGACACACAAGUAGGGGAACGAGGACUCAAGCUAUCGGGAGGAGAAAAGCAGAGAGUAGCAAUUGCAAGAGCCAUUCUGAAGGACCCCCCAGUUAUUCUGUAUGAUGAAGCUACUUCAUCAUUAGAUUCCAUUACUGAAGAGACUAUUCUUAGUGCCAUGAGGAACGUGGUCAAGCACAGAACUUCUAUUUUCAUUGCACACAGACUGUCAACAGUGGUUGAUGCAGAUGAAAUCAUUGUCCUGAGCCAGGGGAAGAUAGCUGAGCGUGGUACCCACCUUAGUCUUCUUGCUAACUCUAGCAGUCUCUAUUCAGAGAUGUGGCAUACACAAAGCAACCGUGUGCAGAACCAUGAUAACCUUAGAUGGGAUACAAAGAAAGACAGUCUCUCCAAGGAGGAGGAAAGGAAGAAGCUCCAAGAAGAAAUUGUCAACAGUGUGAAAGGCUGUGGGAAUUGUUCCUGCUAAGGACUACAAGACAUCUUCUUGUUGUUCUUUGUGUUGUCUUGUUUGGUUUUGGAAUAUACAUUUGCACUGAAGCAAAACCUGUUCAUAAAAACAUCCAUCAUACAUUCCCAUUCCUUUAAUACUAUUAAAUAAAACUUAUUUAAAGGAGGGUUUGACUUUUAUGUCUUUUACCAUCUUUUGAAUGUGACAUCUGUAAUUAACCCCAAAUUAUUUUCUUGUUAUUGCUCUAAGAAUGCUCAGUGCAUAAUUUUUUGUUACUGUUUGAUUUUACCCUGUAACUAUUUUUGAAGUCUGACAUCCAUUUGAUGUUGAUAACCAUAUGAAUUAGUGUGGUUUCUGAAUUUAUUAGUCUUUAAAACCUUUAUGAGAACAUCUUUUUUCUUAAAAUUAAAAAAGAAUUCUCUUUUGAGAAGAGUGUA
This is a messenger RNA of Psammomys obesus (fat sand rat), 2727 nucleotides long. RefSeq names its product ATP binding cassette subfamily B member 7 (gene Abcb7). The record is from RefSeq and is a predicted model, not a curated record. Lineage: Eukaryota; Metazoa; Chordata; Mammalia; Rodentia; Muridae. The transcript has 16 exons. Gene Ontology annotation, molecular function: ATP binding; ABC-type transporter activity; ATP hydrolysis activity. The coding region runs from base 50 to 2308 and encodes 752 amino acids. Gene Ontology annotation, cellular component: mitochondrial inner membrane. Gene Ontology annotation, biological process: intracellular iron ion homeostasis; transmembrane transport.